CCCCCACCCACCCUCCUCACCUCUCUCGAAUCAGAAUUGUCUCGCACACACGCAGACACAUCACAUACAUACGCACACACAUCUAGCUGCGCCUAACACACCCAACCACCGACCGGCGAAUCCAAACACCUUUUAGCCCCCCGCCCGAGCACUGCACUCGACGCAGCAUACAUUACAUACGUAACUCGAUCCCGCUGCGCUGGCGAUUGAGGAGGAUCCGAUCCGAAACCCCGCCUUCAACCGACGAAAUAGCCAAACUACGCCAUGGUUCGCGCGGGUAUUAAAGAGGCCCACCCCGCCGGCAUCUGGUCUGACAUGACCAGUGACGGACCAGUAAUCGGGACUUUGGUUUGCGUUUUGGACAGAGCGAAAAACUUGCCGAAUAAGAAGAAGAUCGGGAAACAGGACCCGUAUGCGGUUGCACGGUUGGCAAAGGAAGCGAAGCGAACCGACACGGACGUGAGAGGCGGCCAGGUACCACGGUGGGAUAAGGAGCUGCGGUUUCCGGUGCGCGAUUCGCCAGACUACAGGACUCUCAAGGUCAGCGUGUUCAACGACGACAAGAAGACCGAUCUCAUCGGCGAGUGUACGCUCCGACUCGAUACGAUAUUGGUGCCCGGCGGUGGAACCGACGACGGCUGGAGAGGUCUCAAGUGCAAGGACAAAUACGCGGGAGAGAUAUUGGUCGAGUUGACGUUUUGGGAUUUGAGACCGAAGCAGAAGAAGAAGGAGGAUCUUAAGAAGCCGAGGCGCAUCACUGCUUUCGAGGAGAUUGAACCGGAAGUCCCGCUUAGAAAGCUCGGCGGUGCACGAGAGAUGGGAUCGCGAGAAAAGGCAGUACCGACGGUUAAGAGGCGGCCGCUACCGUCGAGCCCUACAAUGGGAGCAGAGCCUAGCUCUGGCGAGGAGCGCAGGAAAAAGGAGGAGGAGCGAAGGGAGCGAAGGGCGACUCGCAAAUCGAGAAAUUCUUACCAGCCAGAUGCUCCGAGGCCGAAGUCGUCACAUUACCCUUCUCACCAGCCUUCUCGACGGGAUCUUCACGACGAGUACUCCCAACCUGCUCACCAGCCUUCUCGGCGCGAUCUUCACGAUGACUUUCAACACCACUCUCAACCUUCUCACCAGCCUUCUCGUCGUGAUCUUCACGACGAUUUCCAGCAUCAAUCUCAGCCGCCGCCUCAGCCACGAGAGCGUCGGCAUCGCGAACAUCGGAGUUCAAGGCCUCCCGACCAAAGCGCGAACCACAGGCACAGCAUGAUCGACCUGAGCCAUAGACCCAGUAUGAUGGACAUGAAUCAGCGAAAUAGCAUGGUGAUGACUCCGGCAGGACACGAUCCCGGUGGACGGCCUGAGAUUUAUGAUCCUGGUGAUUACGUGUCUCCUGCUAGUCGUAACGACGAAUAUCAGUUCACGCCGACAUAUCCGGAAGCCAAUUUCCAUCACCAGCAAUCGCCACAGCAUUCCCAGCUUCAGCUCGGUGUCUACGAUCAGGUACCAUACGAGGACGACCUCCCACCUCUGUCACAUGUUCCGACGCCCGACAGCUCCAAUCCAAGCUCGAGGGAUGGGCCGCUACCUCCAGAUGGGCCGCCACCGCCCCCUCCGCCUCAUCGAAGACCGCCUGCCCCACCCAGUCCGCUGAUUGAUGAACCCAAUUGGGACAACCAUCGACCGAAGACUUUGGAGGAGGAGCAUGGACUUCCGUCGUAUGAGUCGUUGACGGCUGCGGAUAGAAGGCCGUCGGUUGAUGUGGCGGUUCGGAGCGGUAUUCCGUUGCCACCAAGUCUGAUUCCAGGCAUCGUUUCCGACCUCGUGGGUGGCGUGGAGCGGCGUCAAUUGUUGCAGAUUGAAGCACCGCCACCACUCUUUUCUCGACCCAGCACAAACUAUCACAGACCUCAGGUUGAGGAAGUUCAGGAUAUACAGCUGUACAAGUCUGAGCCUGAAGCUAGGACAUUGAAGAAGAAGCAUUCGCACCGUCCUCCAGUGUCACAGAUGGUCAAGCCUAUGGCGAUUCACGGCGAACGGGACAGUGCAGUGCCGGUAGUCAAUCCAGGGCCGAAUGCAAUCCGCAAGGCAUCCGUCCUGAACCUGAGGCCGGAACGCAAACCAGUACCAGCGCCGGAAAGGCCACCGCCGAGACAACUCUCGGGGAUCCCAUUCGGCCCGGACAGCUACGAUGCCAUCAACCCUAACCCAGUCGCAUCACUCGACGCGCUGGCCAGGCAUGCUCCACCGGAAAGAAUGAUUGUCCCCGGCUCCAACAAGGUCUACGACCCGUCGGACGUGCUCUUGCCCGAGACGUUUGCACCCGAGCCCGAGCCGAAGCGUAGGGCGCCUCGACCACCGCCCCCGGUACCAAUCGAACACAGACGUGAGCGGGUCGGCCGAAGCGUCAGUCCUGCGCCACCCCGAGGCCCAAGACUUUCCCUCCCCGCACCCCCGCCGCACGUGCCUGCCAAACAGGUUUCUUUCGAGAGGAGACGGGACCGCAGCAGCGUCCGCGGAUCCAAGAGCAUGGCAGCACUGCCUAGAGAUGGGCAGAGGAGCAUCAAAAACCGCUACUCGAUGAACGAUGCCUCGGGGGGUAUGGUGCUGUUCGACCCCAACAGCGAGCGCGAGCGCGAGCGACAGGCGGAGAGGGAGCGCGCGGAGCGGGACGCUAGAGCUCUGGUGCCAGCGAAGGGCCACGAUAACUACAAUCACCGGUCUGCCCACCAGCAACCUAGACACAUGGGUAUGGAGGUCGGAUACUAUGGUCGUGGCAGUGGCGGCGGCGGUGGCGGCGGACCUCCCCCGCCAGUCCCCGCAAAGAUCCCGUUGCAGAGCGGCCGCCCCGGUGUUGCUGGUGUCAACCCCAGGGAGGAGUUGGCGCUCAGUCAGGAGUUGAGUUUGAUCAGUAUUGGGGCUGGAGGCGGCGGCGGCGGAGGUGGCGGGACUAGGAGAAGGGGGCGGUACUGA
Tricharina praecox is the source of this 2961-nucleotide messenger RNA. RefSeq lists its product as uncharacterized. Bases 265 to 2961 code for a protein of 898 amino acids. The record is from RefSeq and is a predicted model, not a curated record. Lineage: Eukaryota; Fungi; Ascomycota; Pezizomycetes; Pezizales; Pyronemataceae. The transcript is spliced from 5 exons.